AUGGCGCCAACAUCGGCUUCUCUGGGAGAUGCCAUGGACACAGAUAUCAUACUGGGCGUGGCGUCAGAACAAGUUGCCAACAUCGUGGACCAGAUGCGAAAUCUGAGCGUAGACCAAUUGAUUCACAUCAAGCAACAGGCAAUUCACCUCGCCAACGCCAAAGCACCAUUUCUCCGGCUACCUCCGAACGUGCGCAAGAUCAUCUAUACAUACAUGGUCCGAGAUUACCUGUCACCCUUGACGGAAAAGUUCGAUCACAACUGGUUGGACUCUCGACAACAGCCAUCAUUCUUCAGGACCUGUCGCCUGAUCCAGCGGGAAUGCGACCAGCUGUUUCCGGUGGCGCCUUUUCAAGUACUGGUCCUUCGCAACGAUCGACUGUAUCGUCUCGCAGAGCUACCAUCAGAUUGGCUUUCGUUCCAGGUUGGACUGAGUGGCUUGUCGCGCAUGAAGAGUGACAGGCCCAUGGACUCGAUGAGGGACGCGGAGGAGAGGGCCAAUGAAUUGCGGGCAUUGUUACAAGAACAGGGCCAUUCCUCCGGCGUCAUCGUCUUCAGAGAAGACCUACACAUCGGACCCAAAGCUUGGUAUACAUAUGAGCGCCCUGUGCACGCGGGGUGAGAUCUGUGAGCUGCAGCUAAUUGACGAAACGCCCAUGGCUUGAGAGUCGCAGUGUUCUGCUAAACUGUGCCUGCUCGGCGGUGGGCACUUCGCGAUGGUCGAAACAAGAAGGUCCAGAUCCGCCAGGCGGCCGCUAACUCCUAGAUGACACUGGCCGAUAACGUCAUACGGAGCGUG
This is a messenger RNA of Dissoconium aciculare CBS 342.82, 798 nucleotides long. RefSeq lists its product as uncharacterized. The record is from RefSeq and is a predicted model, not a curated record. The coding region runs from base 1 to 621 and encodes 206 amino acids. NCBI's taxonomy places the organism in Eukaryota, Fungi, Ascomycota, Dothideomycetes, Mycosphaerellales, Dissoconiaceae. The transcript has a single exon.